UCACCCUGCCAUGUAAGGACGAUCAGCAGUAUGUUCCCAUACUGACUCACAAGCACACAAGCAGAGACAGUCACAACACUGAGAUCAUCGACAGGAAGGGCCACAGACAACUGCUCUAAAACAGGGUGUACCACAAACUGAGAGAACCCCAGUAGAGUCAAGAUGCUGACAGACGAGGCGUCUCAGAUACAGGAGGUUCGGUACUGUCUGAAGACUUUGAGGGAACAGAUGGCUGCCAGGCAGAAUAGCACCAACAAAAAGCCUCCAGCCAAUGGUUACAAAGUCAGUGUCACCCUACCAACAACAAUUGUGGCUAAUGGUAACACUGUUGGGACUGAAUUGGAAACACAUGUGUGUUCUACAGAGGAGAGUGCAAAACUAAGGGAGUUGAGCAAGCGCCUGUAUGCCCAGAUGAAGGAAACAGAGAAGAGGCACCAAGAGGAAAAAGACCGUUUGCAGGCUGAGAGCAAUGAGUUCCGCAGGCGUCUCGAUGAGCGGUCAGAGCGCCUGAAGCUGGUAGAAGGGAAAGUGGUGGAGCGGGACAAGAAAGUGGAGGAGUUGGAGAGGCUCCUGGGGGGAAUGGAACGGGAGGCUGCUUCACUGAGGGACAACAUUUCUGCCAGCGAGGCUGAACUUCUACAGUGGAGAGCAGCCAAAGAAGAAGGGGCAGAGAAAGAGCAGAGGAUUGAGGAAUUGGAGAAGGAGCUGGCCGUUCUGAAGCAGAAGAUUCAUCAUUUGGACGAUAUGCUAAAGUGCCAACAGAGGAAGGUCCGCCACAUGAUUGAACAGCUACAGAACUCUCGGACAGUUAUACAGGAGAGGGAUCGUGUAAUCAGGGAUCUGGAGGAGAAGGUGGCUUUCCUGGAGGCUGAGAACACAGAGAUGCGUGACCAGAUGGAGUACCUCCUGGAGGGCCAGACACCCCCAUCUACGUCAACUAUAGAGACCAAAAACAAGCCACAGAUAAUCUACAGCAAGCCAAUAACACCCUCAUCAUUGGAUGGCAACAAGUCACUUCCUUUAAUCAGAGUCAUCGAAAUCAAGUCCUAAGCAGACAGAGAGAGGGAAGGAGAUAAAAAUCCAGAAACACUGACAGAUAAAAGAAGAGAAAUUAUCAGGGAAAAAUAUGGUAAACCUUACUGUAUAAACCUGUCUAAAAGCUUCUGUAAGCUGCAACUCGCAUAUAUUGUAUAUAUUUACUAUAUAUAGCCUUCUCUUAGUGCUGAUACCAGUAUCUAAUGCUUUAUUGUGAUUUGAUGUCUGAAAUACACUAUCAUUGGUAAAUGCACUUUGUUUUGUUUUUUGUACAAACAAUGUGACCCUGUUUUUUCUUAUCAAAUGUCCAACUUGCCUUCCACACUGCUCUAUAUGUUACAUUCCUCAAUGAUUGCUGUGUGCCUUACACCAUAAUGCAGUUGAUUGUUAACAUUGUUAUUAUGGGUCCAAUUUAUUUUUGGCCUCUUAUACUAACCUGAUUUACCUCUGUUAGUUAAAAAUCAAGUAGUUCAACUGUUCAAUUGCAAAGUGUGGUGUCUCACUGAUGUGUCAGGAAACUUUAAAAACUUUGUUGAAAUCUUCCCUACCUUCUCAGCAUCAAUGUGAAAGUGACUUAAAGAUGUCUCACUUCCCACCAUUAGAGACUUGAGGUAUCAGACCUGGAUGGUGUUAGGGUUAGUGUUUAGUGCUAUAUUGUUGGUGAUGAUACUUGUUUCUGUUACAGUCAUUGUUUUUUUUUUACAAAGCAUGCUAAUUUAACAUGUUAAUAUGUUAAUUUAAUCUGUCCCUCUGUCUUUUGUACAUAGAAGUUGUAUAGUACUAAUGUGCAUAUAGUCCUUGUACUUUAGCUGUGUCUCUGUUUGUCAAAAUAAAGCUUAUUUGAAGUA
Esox lucius (northern pike) is the source of this 1883-nucleotide messenger RNA. It is a transcript of the gene tuft1b, whose product is annotated as tuftelin 1b. Bases 163 to 1050 code for a protein of 295 amino acids. The record is from RefSeq and is a predicted model, not a curated record. Gene Ontology annotation, biological process: intracellular signal transduction. The transcript is spliced from 10 exons. Gene Ontology annotation, cellular component: intracellular anatomical structure. Lineage: Eukaryota; Metazoa; Chordata; Actinopteri; Esociformes; Esocidae.